Nematostella vectensis (starlet sea anemone) is the source of this 1105-nucleotide messenger RNA. Its product is annotated as heat shock protein beta-6. The record is from RefSeq and is a predicted model, not a curated record. The coding region runs from base 243 to 851 and encodes 202 amino acids. Lineage: Eukaryota; Metazoa; Cnidaria; Anthozoa; Actiniaria; Edwardsiidae. The transcript is spliced from 2 exons.
UGGUAAAUAUCCAAUUCCCUUUUUAAAAAUGACUUUGAUGAAGACGGCGCCGGAGGAAAACUUCUCUGAUAGAUUUAAAACGUUCUCCAUCAAACUAUAACGAGGAAAACGCAAAGUUUUACGGCAUGAAUGGUCUUUAGCGAGCAAGGCGGUGCUCCCCCAAGGACUUGAAACACCAGGCAACCACUCGACUCGAACAGCUCGGUGAGACGAGGAACUGUUCCUUAGCGGCAAAUACAGAGAUGGAAGGAGACAAGGUGGAAAUCGCUACUCUAGACGUGAAAAACUACAGACCCGAGGAAAUCUCUCUGAAGGUGGAACACGGAAGGAUUAAGAUCGAUGGAAAGCACAAAAGCGAAGGGGAGCACGGAUACGAAACAAGUGAAUUUCACAGAAGCUAUAAUCUUCCCGAUGGCGUCGACGUAUCGACUGUUUCUUCACGCAUUACUGGGGACGGUCUUCUGCACAUUGAAGCCCUGAAAGCAGAGCCCCAGGAGACUGAAGUGUCACUGGUUGGAGCUUCGACUGGUUCAGCCGGCGACAUUGCAAAGAUCGACGACAAAAGAUUCACAGUGACGCUGGAUGUUAGCAGCUUCUCGCCCGAUGACAUCGUGGUUAAAGUUUAUGGGAACGAGCUGUCCGUGCGAGCAAAGAAAGAAAAAGAGGAGCACGGUCACUUUACCUCGCGCCAUUUUAACCGGCAUUUUGUGCUGCCAAAAGAUGUCGACAUGGAUUCGCUUGUUUCUCGAUUGGGUAAAGACGGCAAGCUGUACAUCGAAGCUAAAAGAAUCCUCCACCCAACUCCACAUGAAAGACAAGUGAAUAUUCUAAGAGACGCAGAUGAAUCUUAAACUAUUUAAAUUAAACCAUGGAGUGAACACUGAUGAACAGAUAUCGCCUAAAGGUUCGUUUUUCGCCUCUAUUUGCGUGUAGUUACAGAUGACAGCUAUGGAAGAAAAUUGACUAAUGGGACCUCUGUUUCGUCUUCUCAAACAAAACAACAACUUUUAUCUAAGCUGAUUUUAAUGAAAUUAUCUGAUGUGUAAGGGAACGGGGCGCAUGUUUUUUGUUUAUUUUAAAUAAAUUAAGUAUUCUAUAGAAGGAA